Molecule: messenger RNA, 603 nt
Organism: Monoraphidium neglectum
Lineage: Eukaryota; Viridiplantae; Chlorophyta; Chlorophyceae; Sphaeropleales; Selenastraceae
Exons: 3
Source: RefSeq, a predicted model, not a curated record
AUGGUCACCCUCAAACCAGGCUGGCUGUUCGACUACGCGACAGGCACCCUGGCUGUCGACCCCAGCAAGCGCUCCGCCUUCGCCGCUGCAACCGUCCGUGGCGGCGUGGUCAACGCGCCGGCCCGCGACAUCCUCCCGCGCUUCGGCAUCCCCAUCCUGCCAACAUACGCCGCCUCUAUCCCCCUUCACGAAAACCACGACAUGAUGCAGGGCACGACCUCGGUGGACUGCAUUCACUAUUGCGCCCCGGGAAUGGGUGGAGCCAACAUGCGUAUUACGGUCCAGCCUCGCCUGCAGGUGGAGUCAUGGAGUCUUUACUGGAAAGAGUCGAUGGACACCAAGACUCAGGUCCUCGACCCCCUGACAGAUCUGGAGCUCCCAGCCGGCGCAACCGCCGCCGAUCUCGCACGCGCCGCUGCCGAGCGCCUCGGCUGGCGGCCGGCCGGCAAGCUGCUGCGGCUGGAGGGCUUCUCGGGCCCCUGGGACCGCUGCUUACUCAAUGGGCGGCUGCUUGGGGAGGGGGAGGCCUUGGAGGAGGCGGGGGUGAAGGAGGGGGAUGCUGUGACAUACGUUCGAGUGGAGCUCAUGGCAGAGGGCUGGAAG